UGAUGAAUGUGUUGCUGUUGCCGGUUGCAAGAGUUCACCUGCAUAAUGCUCUGGAAAAUGCUCUGAUUGUUCCAACCAAACUGCAGCUCUUUGAAUACAGCUCCAUCUCUAUUAACUGUGAGGGUUUUAUCACCACAACCGGGUGGACUGUCAUGAGGAAGAUGAAGGGAAAAGUCGAUGAGUGCGUCAGUACCUGGGUGACGACACCAGCAUCCGUCUGUGCCAUCAAACCUGUUUAUUUAACAGACAGUGGAGAAUACUGGUGUGAGGCUGGAGAGGAGAGAAGCAACGUCGUCAACAUCACGGUCACUGCUGGAAAUGUGAUCCUUGAGAGUCCUGCUCUCCCUGUGAAGGAGGGAGACACUGUGACUCUACGCUGCAGAAGCAAAACCACCUCCUCGGCCCUCAUAGCUGAUUUCUAUAAAGAUGAUUUGCCCAUCGGCACUGACUCCACGGGAGAGAUGACCAUGCGUGAUGUUUUUAAAUCUAAUGAAGGACUUUACAAGUGCAGCAUCUCUGAGUUUGGAGAAUCACCGCAGAGCUGGCUCGCUGUCAGAGCAGUUCACAGAGAGACUCCUCCCUCCUCAGAUCACUCCUGUCAUGUGUACCUCGUCUUAAGGACUGUGUUCACCAUAGUGAUGGUGGCUCUGCUGCUGCUGCUGGUGGGACUACUUCACUUUGGGAAAGUGAGAGUUACACAAAAAUAACUCCAUACAAAAAAAAAGAGAAAAUUGACACCAAGUACAAAGUUUAAUGAACUUUCUUUCAGUCAAUGGCUUGAGUACUUGUUAUUGGAAUGGGUUUUUUGUACAUUUCAGUCCAACUUUGAGGAACAAAUGUGCCAGCCUUCAUUAGGUCUCACAGUUCUGUGUAUUGUAUUAGACUUUGUAACAAGCAGAAAAAACUCAAACCCACGGAUAGACGCUUGACCUAUUUUUAAAAAGCGUGCUGUAUAUCUUCUAUGUUUUUCUUUAGAGACUGCAGAUGCUGGUGAUAAUUUAAGCAUCUUAGACGCAAA
Messenger RNA from Anarrhichthys ocellatus (wolf-eel), 1018 nucleotides. Its product is annotated as Fc receptor-like protein 5. The transcript is spliced from 4 exons. Gene Ontology annotation, biological process: immune response; cell surface receptor signaling pathway. Gene Ontology annotation, cellular component: external side of plasma membrane. The record is from RefSeq and is a predicted model, not a curated record. The annotation marks the transcript as partial. Gene Ontology annotation, molecular function: transmembrane signaling receptor activity. Lineage: Eukaryota; Metazoa; Chordata; Actinopteri; Perciformes; Anarhichadidae.